Messenger RNA from Dendrobium catenatum, 1452 nucleotides. RefSeq lists its product as uncharacterized. Gene Ontology annotation, molecular function: protein binding. NCBI's taxonomy places the organism in Eukaryota, Viridiplantae, Streptophyta, Magnoliopsida, Asparagales, Orchidaceae. The record is from RefSeq and is a predicted model, not a curated record. The transcript has 6 exons. Bases 140 to 1273 code for a protein of 377 amino acids.
AAGUCUCAGCGGUCGACCAGAAAUCGAACGUAUAUAAGGGACUCGAGAGGUGUGAAGUGCUGAAGGGGCGAUUUGAUUGUUCUGUUGAUUUUGAUUUGGAAUCCGUAUUUUCUCGGCGGGAAGACAGAAAGAGAGAGAGAUGGCCGGCGACGGUGUGAAGUGGGAGGGGUUGCUCAGAUGGAGCCUCUCACAAGCCGACGGAACUGAACCGAAGAGGGUUCUCAGCGAUGAGGAACGGAGGUGGUUCAUGGAAGCCAUGACGGCUAACUCGGUGGAUGUUAUCAAGAGAAUGAAGGAGAUCACGGAAGUGAUGAAGACUCCGCAGGAUGUUUUGGAGGCUCAUGGCGUCACCACUGCAGAUAUUGAAGGCAUGCUUGAAGAACUGCAAGAACAUGUGGAGUCCAUUGAUAUGGCCAAUGAUUUGCACUCUAUCGGCGGUUUACUUCCUCUACUUGGAUACCUGAGGAACUACAAUGCCGGCAUCCGAGCUAAAGCUGCGGAAGUAGUAACCACCAUCGUACAGAACAAUCCCAAGAGCCAGCAACUCGUAAUGGAGGCAAGCGGAUUGGAUCCUCUGUUAUCUAAUCUUUCUUCUGAUCCUGAUGUAACAGUUCGUUCUAAAGCUCUUGGAGCAAUAUCUUCUCUGAUUCGAAACAACAAAACUGGAGUGAAUGCAUUUAAAUUGGCUAAUGGUUAUGCAGCACUUAGAGACGCCCUGAGAUCAAAUGAUGCCAGAUUUCAGAGGAAGGCUCUCAACCUGCUCCAGUAUCUUCUUCAAGAAAACACAUCUGACUACAGCACUGCUAUGGAGCUUGGCUUUCCAAGGCUCAUGGUGCACCUGGCUUCAAGUGAUGAUUCUGGCGUGCGAGAGGCUGCACUUGGUGCCCUUUUGGAGCUUGCUCGGGGGUCGACCUCGGAAGGUUCCAGCUCGUUUGACAAAGAAGAUAAGCUGAAGCAGAUCCUCCAAAACCGUAUAGACGGCAUCAGCUCUAUGGAAGCUGAGGACUUGGGUGCUUCCAGAGAGGAGAGGCAGCUGUUGGAUUCUCUAUGGAGCGCAUGCUAUAACGAACCAUCCUCACUCCGGGAAAAGGGUCUUGUAGUUCUUCCCGAAGAGGAAAAUCCACAGCAGCCACCUGAUGUUGCUGGAAAGUUCUUUGAGCCACCACUGCGGGCAUGGGCUGCAAAUAAUCCGACUCGGCCGCCCGUUCCAGCAGUUGCAGAGAAGAAGAAUGAGAGCCCGUUGCUACUUGGCCCUGGGCCUUCAGAAUUGUGAAGCUCUGUGGUUGUUGACACAAGUGUGUUUUGAGACCACUCUCGGUAGGAAUAGGUUUCAUAUGUUUAGAGCUUUGUAAGUUAGUUUUUAUGGAUGUUUUCUUUGUGACGCCUAUAAUGCUUCAUGAAAAGCUUGUUCUACCUGUUCCUUCCUCCGUUCAAGACAUUCGAGCUUUGUUU